Molecule: messenger RNA, 2499 nt
Organism: Coturnix japonica (Japanese quail)
Lineage: Eukaryota; Metazoa; Chordata; Aves; Galliformes; Phasianidae
Product: neuronal acetylcholine receptor subunit alpha-7-like
Biological process (GO): monoatomic ion transmembrane transport
Cellular component (GO): postsynaptic membrane
Molecular function (GO): acetylcholine-gated monoatomic cation-selective channel activity; transmembrane signaling receptor activity
Source: RefSeq, a predicted model, not a curated record
GGCACUCGAGCGCAAGCACUGGAAGCACUGCAGACGUGCUGUCUCGAGUUAGGUACAAUCUGUGGAGAUGUGGAAAGCAUCUCCCUGGCAGCAGUGCCCCCCCUCUGUGCAGCACACACACAGCUGUGUACGAGGAUCGCAGGCAUUUGCUUCUGAUCAAGGAAAGGCUUAGAGUGCCUGGGACUCACAGUCCCAGGUUAAGUAGCUAGCCCCUUUGUGUUUGGAUUUACUGAGCCAGCAUUGAGCUGAUUUGGCUUCUGGGGACUGGAGAAGCACACAAGAAAAUGCACUUCUCUCUCCUGGUGGGGAGCUGGUUUGGUGCCUUAUUACUGUAAUUGCCAAAUCCAUCAGUCACUGCAGAUUCUCCCUUGGACUUCAUCUUCUACCCUCUGCUCAGGAAAGAAUAGGCAGCCAGUUUGGACAAUGCUUACUGAAAAGUGCUUGGGAUUUUUCUAUUCUGGACUGUGUCUCUGGGCAUCCUUGUUCCUGUCUUUCUUUAAAGUCUCUCAGCAGGGUGAAAGCCAGAGACGCCUGUACAGAGAUCUGCUGAGAAACUACAAUCGUCUGGAGCGCCCAGUCAUGAAUGACUCCCAGCCCAUUGUAGUUGAGCUUCAGCUUUCUUUGCUGCAGAUCAUUGAUGUGGAUGAGAAGAAUCAGGUGUUGAUUACAAAUGCUUGGCUGCAGAUGUACUGGGUUGAUAUUUACUUGUCUUGGGAUCAGUAUGAAUACCCGGGUGUGCAGAACUUGAGAUUUCCAUCCGACCAGAUUUGGGUGCCCGAUAUUCUUCUCUAUAACAGUGCGGAUGAAAGAUUCGAUGCAACAUUUCACACAAAUGUGCUGGUGAAUUACUCUGGAUCCUGUCAAUAUAUUCCUCCAGGCAUUUUGAAGAGCACAUGUUACAUUGAUGUCCGCUGGUUCCCUUUUGAUGUGCAGAAGUGUGAUUUGAAGUUUGGCUCUUGGACUCACAGUGGUUGGCUGAUUGACCUGCAGAUGCUUGAGGCUGAUAUUUCCAACUACAUCUCAAAUGGAGAGUGGGAUUUAGUGGGUGUCCCAGGAAAGAGGAAUGAGUUGUACUAUGAAUGUUGUAAAGAACCAUACCCAGAUGUAACAUACACCAUCACCAUGCGCCGACGUACUCUCUACUAUGGCUUGAACCUACUGAUUCCUUGUGUUCUUAUAUCUGGCUUGGCACUGCUUGUUUUCCUUUUGCCUGCUGAUUCAGGAGAGAAGAUUUCUUUAGGUAUCACUGUUCUGCUUUCCCUGACUGUAUUCAUGCUGCUUGUGGCUGAGAUCAUGCCUGCAACUUCUGAUUCAGUCCCACUAAUAGCUCAGUAUUUUGCUAGCAUCAUGGUCAUUGUUGGUCUGUCUGUGGUCGUAACGGUGCUGGUUCUGCAGUUUCACCAUCAUGACCCACAAGCAGGAAAGAUGCCCAGAUGGGUCCGUGUCAUUCUGCUGAACUGGUGUGCUUGGUUUUUACGUAUGAAAAAACCCGGGGAAAAUAUAAAGCCCCUUUCUUGUAAAUACAGCUAUUCCAAGCACCAUCCGAGCCUGAAAAACACAGAGAUGAAUGUCCUACCUGGGCACCAGCCCAGCAACGGCAACAUGAUUUAUAGCUACCACACAAUGGAAAAUCCAUGCUGCCCCCAGAACAACGAUCUGGGAAGCAAGAGUGGAAAGAUUACAUGCCCCUUGCCAGAAGAUAACGAGCACGUUCAAAAAAAAGCUUUAAUGGAUACCAUCCCGGUGAUUGUGAAGAUACUGGAGGAAGUUCAGUUCAUUGCAAUGCGCUUCAGGAAGCAAGAUGAAGGUGAAGAGAUCUGCAGUGAGUGGAAGUUUGCAGCUGCUGUGAUAGACAGAUUAUGCCUGGUUGCAUUUACCCUUUUUGCCAUCAUUUGCACAUUUACUAUACUCAUGUCUGCUCCCAACUUUAUAGAAGCUGUUUCAAAGGACUUUACGUAAGGAUUUCAGAUAUGAACACAAUGAGCUGAAAGGUAACUUAAAAGUGAAUAUCAUCAGUACUAUUGCUAGGUAAUUUAACUCAAAACAGAGAAAAGUGUACUUUUAUGUGCUGACAUACACAGAAGGGGAUAAAAUUAACUUCAGGAGAUAAUUAUUUCUGAUGUUAGUAAUAGUAGUUACUAAAUAGUAUAAAUAAUGACCUCUUACUUAUUUCCUAGACAACUUCCACACAUAAUUAUGUUGUCAUCUGCUAUGAAAAAUAGAAAAGAAUCCAAAUCCACAAUGUAUUCAUUAGAAGUUAACACCAACGUAAGUGUGUUAUUGUAUCUUUGUGAACUUUUAAAUAUUGUAAUAAUUUAAAUGAUAGGUUAAUGACUAGAAGCAGCAUUUUGUCGUUUUCGGUAUCUUUAUGUUUUAUCAUAUUUGUUUAAUGUGGCUGUGAUGUUUACUUCUCACAUUUGACAGGCAUCUCUCUGCAGUUUUAUGAUGCUGCAUAACUGCAUAUAAGAAAAUAAACCAUGAUGAUGUUUGCUCCUAAUA